ACGUCAGACAGCAGUGCUGAAAAGGGGCUCUCACAAAGGCAAAAGAAACUCGUCGAAAAGAGAAAAAAGAAAGCAGCGUUAGCGAAAGCAGAGAGUGCGGGAAAGAUAGCCUGAGCCGAACCCCAAAAACCCACGGACUAAGCAAGCCCAGCCCCAAACUAUAAUAGUGGACUGGAUUAAACUCAUCUAACGGUGAACCUUUCGGCCACUCGUCCAAAUUAAAACUCCUUUCCUAUUUUUUGGAUUGUACGAGCGAGCGUCCCGCAACGCCCCACCAACAAAAGCUUCUUCAUGAUGUCGUCGGAUCAACAGUUCUUUCUGAAAUGGAACGAUUUUCAAACGAAUAUGGUGACCUCGUUCCGUCACUUGCGUGAUGAGAAGAGCUUCACAGAUGUAACACUCGCCUGCGAAGGCCAAACCUGCAAAGCCCACAAAAUGGUGCUCUCCGCUUGCAGUCCUUACUUCAAAGCGCUGUUAGAGGAGAACCCAUCAAAACAUCCAAUCAUCAUCCUGAAAGAUGUCUCCUAUAUUCACCUACAAGCUAUUCUAGAGUUUAUGUACGCCGGCGAGGUGAACGUGUCCCAAGAACAAUUGCCAGCAUUUCUAAAGACCGCCGAUCGCCUCAAAGUGAAAGGCCUGGCAGAGACACCCAGUUCAAUAAAGCGGGAGGGUUGAUGGUAUUAAUAAUAAUAACAAAACCCUAAAAGAAAAACAACAAAAAAAUUAUAAAAAAGAUAAAAAAAAAACCAAGAACUAUAAGAAACUUAUAUGUAUGCAAAAAAAAAACGAAAUUCCAAAAUUACGAGAACGACAUUUGAUAUAAAAAUUUUAUGUAAAAGUGCACGAGGAAGAACAACAAACAGACCACACCACACACACACACACAAAGCUGACAGUUAAAAAUGAUUAGCCUGUAAAGUAAUAGCGAUGGAUGGUCGGUUUAAGGACCCAUCUGCUCACUCCCACACCAACUCAUACACAUCUGACCUUCCAGAAUUUGCAAACAUUUUUUGAAAAAAAGCACCCAAUUGAUUUGAAUUGUGUAUUCGUUUAAUUUCUGCAUAAAAUAGUUUGUAAUAUAUAUUUAACAAUUACGAAAAACAAAAUCCAAUCCAAUCUGUAUAAAUGAAAGAGUUAUGGACAGCCCUAACAAACAAAAUAUAAAACUUAAAAAAAAACAAGCAAAAA
Drosophila bipectinata is the source of this 1188-nucleotide messenger RNA. RefSeq names its product lola like (gene lolal). Lineage: Eukaryota; Metazoa; Arthropoda; Insecta; Diptera; Drosophilidae. The record is from RefSeq and is a predicted model, not a curated record. Gene Ontology annotation, biological process: regulation of transcription by RNA polymerase II. Gene Ontology annotation, molecular function: protein binding. Gene Ontology annotation, cellular component: nucleus.